AUGAAACGAGCUGGGUAUGGUUCUUGCUUUCUUCAGAUUAAGAAAAAGUUCAACAUAAAAGGUAGUGAUAGUUCUUUGGAUGACUGUUUACCAUCUGAUUUGCCUCUCAGGUCGGAGUCCCGAACACUGGAGAUGAACAGUGUACAAGAUGGCAUAUGGCAUGGUAGAGGUGAUACAAUAUGUGUCGGAAGCUAUUCUGAGGGUAACAAGGCAUUAUUCGAGUUUAGUCCACCUUUUGCCAGUCUCCUGAACGCCAUACGAUGCAAAAAACUUCAAGCAAUCAUUUUUCUACUGCUAUAG
Fraxinus pennsylvanica is the source of this 300-nucleotide messenger RNA. Lineage: Eukaryota; Viridiplantae; Streptophyta; Magnoliopsida; Lamiales; Oleaceae. The record is from the annotation of a GenBank genome assembly.